This is a messenger RNA of Anolis sagrei ordinatus, 661 nucleotides long. The record is from RefSeq and is a predicted model, not a curated record. NCBI's taxonomy places the organism in Eukaryota, Metazoa, Chordata, Lepidosauria, Squamata, Anolidae.
CCUGUGUCUCUCCAGGUGGAGUCGGAGUCCAACGUGCUCCAGGACGGCUCGCUGAUCGACCUGUGCGGUGCCACACUGCUGUGGCGGACCUCGGAGGGGCUCCUGUGCACCCCAACGCUGCAGCAACUGGAAGCGCUGCGCCAGGAGAUCAAUGCCGCCCGGCCACAGUGCCCUGUGGGCUUCAGCACCCUAGCCUUCCCCAGCUUUGCGCAGCGCGGGGUGGUCGAGAAGAAGCAGCCCUGGGUCUACGUCAACUGCGGCCACGUCCACGGCUUCCACAACUGGGGUUUCCGCAAGGAGAAAGGGGGCCUGGAGCGGGAGUGCCCCAUGUGCCGGCGGGCAGGUCCCUACGUGCCACUCUGGCUGGGAUGCGAAGCCGGGCUCUACCUGGGCGCUGGGCGGCCCACCCACGCCUUCUGCCCCUGCGGCCACGUCUGCUCCGCCAAGACUGUGCAGUACUGGGCCCAGAUCCCGCUGCCCCACGGCACCCACGCCUUCCACGCCGCCUGCCCCUUCUGUGGCACGUGGCUCACGGGCCAGCAGGGCUUCGUCCGGCUCAUCUUCCAGGGGCCGCUCGACUGAGCCGGGGAGGGGGGCGGGCGGGCAGGCGGGCGAGGGUCGGCGGUGGGCGAGGGAGACGGCAAAUAAACAGCAAAACAUC